AGCUUUAGGUGGUGUACUGGGCAUAAAUAUUAGUAUCUAUUAAAAGCUUAAGUUUACUCGUAAUUUUCAGUUUAUUAAAAGAAGAUCUGUUUUAUUUCAAAGUGAAUGUGGGAGCACCAGGAGUCAGCUGGGGGUGUGUAGCUGCUGAGUGUGUUUGCCUUGAUGCUGAAGGUGCUGUGAAGGAGAUUGAGUUCUGGCCUUCACAUUUACUACUAAUUGAAAUUAAAAUAUUAUAGGAUUUCUCCUGAAAUCUAUGAAAGAGGUGAAGCACAAGCCAUCCUGAAGAAUCUGCAGAACACGCAGAAAUUGUUUGAUACAUUUAACAGACAGAGGAAACAGAGCAAAGUCCUGACAUGGAGAAACAUCAGCACUCUGUCAAGAGUUUCACUAAACAGAGUGAUCUCAAACUGCAUCAGCGCAUUCACACAGGAGAGAAACCGUAUCACUGCUCAGACUGUGGGAAGAGUUUUAAUAGACCGGGGACUCUAAAACUGCAUCAGCGCAUUCACACAGGAGAGAAACCGUAUCAGUGCUCAGACUGUGGGAAGAGUUUUACUCAAAAGAAUGAGCUCAAAAAUCACCAGCGCGUUCACACAGGAGAGAAACCGUAUCACUGCUCAGACUGUGGGAAGAGUUUUACUGAAAAGAGUAAUCUCAGAAGACACCAGCGCAUUCACACAGGAGAGAAACCGUAUCACUGCUCAGACUGUGGGAAGAGUUUUAAUCAACAGAGUAAACUCAAACUGCACCAGCACAUUCACACAGGAGAGAAACUGUAUCAGUGCUCAGACUGUGGGAAGAGUUUUACUCAAAAGAUUGAGCUCAAAAAUCACCAGCGCAUUCACACAGGAGAGAAACCGUAUCACUGCUCAGAGUGUGGAAAGAGUUUUAAUCAACAGAGUCAUCUCAAAAUACACCAGCGCAUUCACACAGGAGAGAAACCGUAUCACUGCACAGACUGUGGGAAGAGUUUUAAUCGACAGUGUACUCUCAAAAAUCACCAGCGCAUUCACACAGGUGAGAAACCGUAUUACUGCUCAGACUGUGGGAAGAAUUUUACUGAACAGUGUACUCUCAAAAUACACCAGCGCAUUCACACAGGAGAGAAACCGUAUCACUGCUCAGACUGUGGGAAGAGUUUUACUACACAGAGUAAUCUCAAAAAUCACCAGCGCAUUCACACAGGAGAGAAACCGUAUUACUGCUCAGACUGUGGGAAGAGUUUUACUCAACAGAAUCAUCUCCAAAAACACAAGUGCAGUAACACAGGAGAGAAAACUAUCCCAAAUUUGUUCCACGGCAAUUAAAAGUGCAAAUCCUAAGUCUUUCAGACAGAACACCUUAUCCUACACUAAUGUAUUACUCUGUCACUUGGGACACGUUCCACCAGAAACAAACAUGAACUGAAUUUAACAAUCGAUUUCACAGGUUCAGCAAAAUUAUUCUUAUCCAGGGAUGAUGUUUAUUGAAUUUCAUGUUAUGUUUUCUUGAAUGUUCGAUAUUCCAGAACAUUCUUCGUGAGACAGAGCUCAGUUUUUAGGGUAGUUACAGUAAGAGUUCAGUUCUGAAGAAGGGAAUGUCUUUCAAGUACGAACUACGGCAUUGCCAGAGCUUGCUCCAGACAUUAGAUUAGCAUUAGAUUAACAUAGUCUUUAACAUUUAGAUGUCAUAGUUGUUAGGAGUAGAGUAGGAUUCUUGCAACUAAAUGAUUUUGUUGCUGGAACACCCACUUUACCUAUUUUUGGUGGCCUAAUGUAAUUUAAUAACUUUCCCCACCUGAACACACACAUACCACAAACCCCAUCCAGGAUGCACUGGAAUUAGAAUAAAAGCCUUUGAUAAGUCUUUUCACAAAUCAAACCUAAAUUUCAAAUGACAUAUCUCACUUUUUCAUCUCUCCAGUCCUCUCAAGAGACCUAAAUGCUAGUUGGGUAAACCUUGUACAUUUUUUGUCAUUCCUCCAGCGAACACUAAUUCAGACAACCGUCAAACUUUGGACUUCUACGACCUUAAAUAGUCACCAUCUGUGAUUGUCUCCCAAAUGAGGUGGACCAACAGUGCCAUCACCAGGACGAAGACCCGACUGCCAUUAUAAUACUAUAUAAUUCAACUUGCUAAAAUCCACAGAAACGCAAUCCACAAAGAGUUACUGCAAUUUAAGAGUUUAUGCUUGGUUAUUCCUGCAAAGCAUUGAGAAAAUAAGACUCGUUUAGUUAAAAGAAAUGUUCAAAGCUUUGGAUUCCAUUCCCAGCCUUGUAAGCUGAAAUUCUGUGGUGUAAACUGAUCUCUCUCACACCCGUCAUAAAUUCUGAUCAACAGGCUAAGAGCCAGGCGAAGAGAAUUUCUCACAAAGCAGAACAAAUAAGAAUAUACAUUAACUAAAUAAAAAGUUAUUUUACAGAAUAUUUACUAAAUAAUAUGCCACUUAUAGUGUAUGGGUAUAGAUGCUGUCCUGAUUAAAUUUUCAUACACAGUCAAGUCUGAAUCAACAAGGUUUAACUAGCAUUUAAUAAUUUUGCCUUAUUUGGUUAUUAGUGGUUUAUUAUUUUAUAGUGUUUGUGUUAUCUUUUCAAUUAUUUAAUUGGGUUUAAAUAUAAACAUGACUCUUUAUUUCUUUUUUGACAAGGACCAUACAUUGUUUCUUACUUCAGGAUUAUCUGGAAUGUUACCAACCUAUUUGUAGGAAAAA
Messenger RNA from Astyanax mexicanus (Mexican tetra), 2689 nucleotides. Its product is annotated as zinc finger protein 239-like. Gene Ontology annotation, cellular component: nucleus. The transcript has 3 exons. NCBI's taxonomy places the organism in Eukaryota, Metazoa, Chordata, Actinopteri, Characiformes, Acestrorhamphidae. The coding region runs from base 354 to 1307 and encodes 317 amino acids. The record is from RefSeq and is a predicted model, not a curated record. Gene Ontology annotation, molecular function: RNA polymerase II transcription regulatory region sequence-specific DNA binding; DNA-binding transcription factor activity, RNA polymerase II-specific. Gene Ontology annotation, biological process: regulation of transcription by RNA polymerase II.